Molecule: messenger RNA, 1505 nt
Organism: Manduca sexta (tobacco hornworm)
Lineage: Eukaryota; Metazoa; Arthropoda; Insecta; Lepidoptera; Sphingidae
Gene: tilB
Product: protein tilB
Exons: 1
Coding region: 157-1455 (432 amino acids)
Biological process (GO): outer dynein arm assembly
Cellular component (GO): cytoplasm
Molecular function (GO): protein binding
Source: RefSeq, a predicted model, not a curated record
GUGGCAACCAUAGUACGGUUGACAUGACAACAGUUAAUCAAUAAAACAUUAGUAAUUACAAGGAGAGAAUAUCAUACUAACGGGGAAUAUUUAUUUUGUUACAAUAGUAUCGCAUUUUAAACACGUUCUUACAGUAUAACUUUUAAAUAUAAAGACAUGGUUCGCAUAACUGUUGAAAUGGUGCGUAAAAAAGCGGAACAUCACGAUCGCAUGCUGGCGCCGCUUGAAGAGAUCGCUUUACAUCAGGAGAACAUCGAAAAAAUAGAAUACAUUCAAGAUUGGUGUCCGAAACUCAAAAUUUUACUUAUGCAAAGCAAUCUCAUCGGUAAAAUUGAAAAUCUUAAUAAACUAAAACAUCUAGUUUAUCUUAAUUUGGCAUUGAACAAUAUAGAAAUAAUAGAGAAUUUAGAAAGAUGUGAAUCAUUGGAAAAACUUGAUUUAACUUUGAAUUUUAUAGGUGAAAUAGUGAGUGUAGAAAAUCUGUCUGGUAAUUAUAAUUUACAACAUUUAUAUUUAACUGGUAAUCCUUGCACUGAUUAUGAUAACUACAGAGAUUUCGUAAUUGGUUCUUUACCGCAACUCGUAACCUUGGAUGGAAGAGAUAUUGAAAGAUCAGACAGAAUCAAAGCUCUACAGAAUCUUCCGAUUAUAAGAUCAGAUAUAUUAUUUGAACAAGAAAAUUACCGAUAUCAAAGAAGAAAACAAAAGUCUCGGUUAGAGCAUGACAUCCAAUAUAAAUGGGACAAUGAAUAUAAAGACAUGGAUCCGGAAGAAAGGAAUAAAAAAUUCUGGGCUGAGAAAUGCGAACACGCCCCGGAAGUUCGGCAUGAAAUAGAGAAGAUGCGCCAAUUAAAACUAAAGAGUUAUGAAUCUGAAGAGAAAAAGCCCGAAAAAAGACAAUAUAAAUUAUUCACUGCCGAAGGAAGGCCUUUCAAUAUAAAUCAACCCAAAAUAGAUUUUAGCUUUAAUAAUACAGAUCCUAAUUGUUAUGUUUUGGAUUUAGCUAUAUUCAAGUACUUAGAUACGAGUUUACUCGACAUUGAUAUACAAGUGAAUUAUGUGCGAGUCACCAUAAGAGAUAAAAUAUUUCAGCUCCAUCUACCGGAAGAUGUCGACAUCAGUAACUCAACUGCUAAACGAUCGCAAAUUACCGGGCAUCUAGUGGUUACAAUGCCAAAAGCUAAUGCACAUAUUCAACCUAAACUUAAAGCAAAAGAGGAAAUAAAAAAGACAGCUGUACUUUAUACCGAUCAUAAAAUUGAAGACUGCGACACCAGUUUAGGACAAUCUAAAAGGGAAUACUUGGAAAUAGGUCCAGCAGAUAAUGUACUGGAUUUCACUAAAAUGACUUCAGCGGAAACUCAACCGAAAUAUAUUGACCAUAGGUUGAAAUUAGGUGGAAAGCAACCAUCUCCUGGGUUUAUAGACGAUCCAGAAGUACCGGACCUUAUUUAAAUACAUAAUAUGGAAAUAAAAAUUAGAAAUAAAAAGUUUUGUAAAAGUUU